Molecule: messenger RNA, 1902 nt
Organism: Silurus meridionalis
Lineage: Eukaryota; Metazoa; Chordata; Actinopteri; Siluriformes; Siluridae
Exons: 2
Coding region: 517-1173 (218 amino acids)
Source: RefSeq, a predicted model, not a curated record
ACUGUUUGAGCUCAUGAUAGUGUGUCUUUUGCUUUGUGUGUAAUCCGAGGGGCAAAUGCUGCUCCGAGGGUCUGGAGUUGUUUUAGAUUCUAUGCAUUGACGUAAUUUUUCGGGGGGCUGGGGGGCGGGGGGCCACUGCCUCGCUCGUGUUGUAUCAUCAGUAGUGUAGGUUUUCCUGCUUGACUUGACUGGUCAUGCAUAGCAAGAUGCUGAGGACACUGUGGCUUUGGCAAGCGCUUCAGAUUCAGAGUCCAGUGCAAAACUUCGAAACUUCCCACAUUCCUGGUCAGUUCUUAGAUCCUCGGAGUGGGAGAAGGACUUGUGCUGGACAUUUCUGCAUUGAUAAAGCAUAGCAGAAGACCCCCCACUCUGUUGCUUGUCUCGGGUCAUGCCAGCCGUCCAUGGCAUCAGCGUCAACAUCACUACAGCAGUUUUUUUUGUCAUUUUCAUUCAGACAUCACAUUUGGAAAGGUGUUUAAUGGAACGUCGGUGACGUACACCACAAGCUUUGCCGCAAUGUCCGAGAUGUAUCUUUUGGGUCAUGUGGGCUGUGUUGCCCUGUACUGUGUCCUGUGUCUGGUCAUGCCGGCAAUCCUGAGUGCCGAGUUCACCCUGGCCAGCGUGAGUGAGCACCACAUCAUCAUAUGCACAUGUAUGCAGGACCUGGUAGCCUGCAGCAUGAUCAACUCCAGUGAGUGCGUUUGCCACAACCACCCGUUGUCCAUGCUGGAGCGUGUCGGCAGCCACAGCGCAGUGACGUACAAGCGUCUGACGGUGUGGUACACCUCGCCACUCAACGUCGCACGUCUGCUGAACAACUCGGAGAUCCGUCACCUCUCACUGGCCAAGUGCAGCUCAGCGAGAGGCACUUCAUUAUCUGUCGAAUACUUCACAGUGAGGAGGCUGGAGAGGCUGUACGUAUCUUAUCCGUUCUGGAUGCCCGGGCAGAACCAUGACGUUGUGCUGGGUCGAGAUGUAGGCAUGCUUUAUCACGAGGAACCGAGGAUAGCGCUCAUUCACACGGAUGUGUUGGUGGGGAAGGUUGAGUUGAAAGCAUACACAGUGAAAACCAUGGUGGACAGCAACGGCAUGGUUCCAUUCCCUGAAAUGGUGGACGUGUCUGUGGAUGAUCUUCCAGAUAUGUCCAACAUAUUCGUUUCUUUCUUGUACUAAUUGACUGCAGAAUUUCUUACAAGUCUCUUUCCUGUCUGAUUAGACUUUUAUUUAUGUAUUUUAUCAUUUGUAGGAAUUCUUCGCUCUGUUUUAUCCCUUUGUAGGCAUUACCGUUUGUUGUUAGACAGCAAGGGUUCUUAUGGUAUGAAACAAGUAAGAAACGUGUCUAUGCAAACCAAAAUAUUUGUCAAUCAUUCAUUUAUUUUUGCUCGUUGUUAAUUUAUUGGGAAAUAAUCUAAAUAUAACUAGAAAGAGGCCCUUACAGGGGAUCAAAUACAGGUCAGCGGCUUCGGUUUAUGUUCACAUCAAACAUCAAAAUCUGGCAUGGUUGUUAGUACCAGAUGUGUUGGUCCGAAUAUUGCAGAAACCUCUGGUCUCCUGGGGUUUUUAUGCAUGCCAGUCUCCAGAGAUUACACAGGAUAGUGAGCAAAAGAAAAAGAAAAAAAAAACAUGUGAGGAGGAGAAGUUAUCAGAAAAGGGCUUGUUAAUAAGAGAGGGUUCAAUCUGACAGUAAGUUAAAGGUAAAUAAAUAAAUAAACACUCUUUAUAAACUCGAUGAGCUGAAAAGCAUCACAAAAUGCACGUGAAAACGUCAUGGACUACAAAAGCAGAUCACUACAUCUGGUUUUAUUGCUGUGAUCCAAGAACUGCAAUUUGAGGCUGUAAUUGGCACCGACCUGUCGAAUUUAUACACUAAAUACUAAUAUAAAUAAAGUCUUUUUUGCUCAA